Messenger RNA from Acytostelium subglobosum LB1, 1002 nucleotides. RefSeq lists its product as hypothetical. The transcript is spliced from 2 exons. The coding region runs from base 1 to 1002 and encodes 333 amino acids. The record is from RefSeq and is a predicted model, not a curated record. Lineage: Eukaryota; Evosea; Eumycetozoa; Acytosteliales; Acytosteliaceae.
AUGGGUAUUUCAAUAUCCAAACCAUAUAAUAUUCCAUGUGAGGAGAAUGUCAUGUUGGAUGACAGACUUGACAAAGUACCGAAUGAAAUGACAGAGUUUGCAUCCAAAGAAGAGAGGACCAGAUAUAUUAAGGGACUGGGUAACGUGUUCAUUCUCCAAUAUGGUAAUGGCAACAAUCAUGAUACUACUUCAAUAUUCAAAAAGAGGAAGCAUCAUCAUUAUUCAGUGUUGGUUGACUUGAGGAAUGAGUCCACCAUCGAUACUACCACUGGUCUUGAAUUACAUCUGAUCGUUGCAGACAACUGUGAUGCCGUACGUUAUAGAUGUGCCUAUCGAUCAAUGCCAAUGUCAAUGUAUCCAAGGGUCUAUGUGGGUACAUUGGACAAGGCAUUGUUGGAAGAGGGCACCGAUCGUCAUAGACCAUCCAACUUGCAACGACCACAAGUGUUGCGUUUUUGGGGUGAGGAGAAGUUCGAUCAGUUCAUCUCCGAGAUUGAUGGCUCAACGGCAUACGUCAAAUGGAGCAAGCAGGCCAAUUGUCUAUCGUUUGCCAGACGUAUAGUGAAGGAGUUGGAGUUGAGUUGGCCAAGUAAUCUACCAAUGACAAAUUCAUUCUAUCCAUGGUUGCCAGAGUGGUACAUUGCUGCCAACAAUGGAUUGGUUAUCGCUGUCCCACCCGUAGUACAUCCAAAGAAUGAACCAGUUCUAUUCUUCCAGUCGACAUCCAAUACUGCUGCUUCUGUUGUUGUUGUACCACCUAAUGUCGAUCAAUCAACAACAUCGUCAUCAUCUGAAUCGACCCCUGAAGCAAAGCCAUUGGUUGGAGAACCAGGACCACCAGUCGCCCAGCAGAAUGUUGUUGAGCCAUCUAACGAUCAACAACAACAACAAACUGUUGUAUCAAACGAACAACAACUGACUGUUGUGUCUGAACAUGCUGAAGUAGUCCCUCACGAACAACACCAAACUACUGCUGUGGCUGAUGAACAUCAACAUUGUUAG